Molecule: messenger RNA, 2693 nt
Organism: Capsella rubella
Lineage: Eukaryota; Viridiplantae; Streptophyta; Magnoliopsida; Brassicales; Brassicaceae
Product: pollen-specific leucine-rich repeat extensin-like protein 2
Exons: 1
Coding region: 44-2602 (852 amino acids)
Molecular function (GO): protein binding
Source: RefSeq, a predicted model, not a curated record
UUAACCAGCCUUGGGUCUUCCCCAAGGUUUCUCAUAAAAUAAAAUGAUUAGAACAAAACUGGAGAGGCCUUUAGGCUGCUUCUUUACCCUCCUUCUUAUCUCCUAUAAUGCCGUCGCUACCUUCCACGACCACGACGAAGCUUCUUUCCCGGAAGACGCCGAUCUCACGAAAGACCUAGAACAAAAAUGUUUUAGCAUCAAUAAAGUCGAUCCUAACCUAAGAUUUGAAAAUGAUCGUCUCAAAAGAGCUUACAUUGCUCUUCAAGCGUGGAAAAAAGCCAUUUACUCUGAUCCGUUUAAAACCACGUCUAAUUGGGUUGGUUCUAACGUGUGUUCUUACAAUGGAGUUUUUUGUGCACCUGCUUUAGACAAUCCUAGCAUCAACGUUGUCGCUGGAGUUGACCUUAACCAUGCAGAUAUAUCUGGACAUUUACCACCAGAGCUUGGCCUUAUGACCGACCUAGCUUUGUUUCAUAUCAAUUCAAACCGAUUUUGUGGGAUCAUCCCUAAAAGUUUAUCAAAGCUUGCUUUGAUGUACGAAUUUGAUGUCAGCAACAACCGAUUCGUCGGUAAGUUCCCUGACGUUACACUUUUAUGGCCGUCUUUGAAGUAUCUUGAUAUUAGAUACAACGAAUUCGAAGGAAGUUUGCCGCUAGAGAUCUUUGAUAAAGAUCUUGAUGCAAUUUUCUUGAACAAUAAUCGGUUUGAAUCGUUUAUCCCGCAUACGAUUGGGAAAUCGAAAGCAUCGGUUGUGACAUUCGCAAACAAUAAAUUCAUUGGAUGUAUCCCGAAAUCGAUUGGUAACAUGAAGAACCUCAAUGAGAUUGUCUUCACUGGAAACAAUUUAACUGGUUGUUUCCCAAAUGAGAUUGGUUUGCUUAACAAUGUGACCGUCUUUGAUGCGAGCAAGAACGGUUUUGUUGGUAGUUUACCUUCAAGUUUGUCCAGUUUAGCUAGCGUUGAGCAGUUGGAUUUAUCGCAUAAUAAGCUCACCGGAUUUGUUGUGGACAAAUUAUGCAAGUUGCCUAGUUUGGAGAGGUUCAAGUUUUCUUACAAUUUUUUCAAUGGAGAAGCUGAGAGUUGUGUUCCAGGGAGAAGCAAUGGGAAACAAAUUGAUGAUACGAAUAAUUGCUUGCCGAAUAGACCGAGUCAAAAGUUGGCUAAGCAAUGUUUGCCUGUGGUUAGUCGUCCGGUGGAUUGUAGCAAGGACAUAUGUUCUGGCGGUAGCAACGGUGGCUCUACUCCAUCACCAAAUCCACCAAAGACGUCAGAGCCAAAGCCAUCAAAACCAGAGCCAGUUAUGCCAAAGCCAUCAAAACCAGAGCCAGUUAUGCCAAAGCCUAAUGAAUCACCUAAACCAGAACCACAAAAGCCAUCAAAACCCGAGACACCAAAAACACCAGAACAACCUACACCUAAACCUCAGCCACCAAAGCAUGAAAACAAGCCUGAGCUACCAGAACAAGAGGAGUCUCCUAAACAACAACCGCCUAAACCUGAAGAUUCUCCUAAACAAGAACAACCAAAGCCAGAGGAAUCACCUAAACCUGAACAACCACAAAUACCGGAGCCUACCAAACCGGUUUCACCACCAAAGGAAGCUCAAGCACCGACUUCGGAAUCAGAUGAUCCAUACGACGCAUCUCCGGUUAGAAAACGUCGUCCUCCACCACCACCCAAGGAAGAGGAAACACGUGUAGCACCACCACCGCAGCCACCAACGUUUUCCUCACCACCCCCACCGGUUUACUCACCGCCGCCUCCAGUUAAUUCACCGCCGCCUCCGGUUAACUCGCCACCACCACCUCCAGUUUACUCGCCGCCGCCACCUCCAGUACAUUCUCCUCCUCCACCACCUCCGGUCCACUCUCCACCUCCGCCCGUUGCUUCUCCUCCACCGCCAUCACCGCCACCGCCAGUUCACUCCCCUCCACCGCCACCUGUUUUCUCUCCACCGCCACCAUCACCAGUAUACUCACCGCCGCCUCCAACACACUCACCACCACCACCACCGGUAUAUUCUCCGCCACCACCAAUGUUCUCACCACCUCCUCCAACCCACUCGCCACCACCACCACCGGUAUAUUCUCCGCCUCCACCAAUGUUCUCACCACCGCCAACACAUAUAACAACUCAACCACCGAUGGAAAGUCCAACUCCGGUUCAAGCCCCAACCCCAUUCUCUGAACCAUCCCAAGUGCCAACUCCAUCAUCAGACUCAUAUCAAUCACCAAUGUUGUCACCAAUUCAAGCUCCCACACCGGUUCAAGCCCCAACCCCAUCCUCUGAAACAUCCCAAGUAUCACCAACUCCAUCAUCAGAAUCGAACCAAUCACCAAGUCAUGCUCCAACACCAAUUCUUGAACCGGUUAACGCCCCAACACCAAUCUCAGAACCGGUCCAUUCACCAACACCAUCAAACGAACCGGUCUCAUCACCAAAACAAUCAGAAGAGGUUGAAGCGCCAGAACCAUCAGCUGACACAAGUGUUCCACCACCACCGGAAGACAAGGAAGAUGAUGACGAUGGUGAUUUCGUCCUACCACCAAACAUCGGAUCCCAAUAUGCAUCGCCACCACCACCGAUGUUCCAAGGAUACUAAAACCAAUGUCCCAUUUUUUAACUUAAUUGUUUGUAACAAAAAAAAAAAAUAUAUUUAAUCCACAAGAAAAAACAUCAAAUGUCAGUUACAA